AGAUAUGAGAAUCAUAGAAAAACCAGGCAAAAGUUUGCUACUUUUUUAAGGAACAGAAGAAGAAGAAGAAGAAGCCCAACGCCACCCAGUUGACUUUUUGGUAUUUAAGAGAUCAACAUCUCCAAUAUUGUUACAACAAUCAAUCCCCUUUCAUCUCCUCUGCUUCAACAUAUUACAGGUACCAUCUACCUCCCAAACAUGGGGAAUGGCGAAUCGACGUAUAAUGAUUCUCAUGAUAAUUUAUGGACGUAUGAUGAUUCUCAUGAUAGUUUCCCACCUGAACCACCUUCCUAUGCAGGCACUUCGAUGGACUCUAGUUCUAAACAAAAGCUACCAUCUACACGUAUAGGCGACAAUUUCAACUCUUUGGAUCAGGUUAUUGCUUCAUUGAGAGAAGCUGGCCUUGAAUCAUCAAAUUUAAUACUUGGUAUCGACUUCACAAAGAGCAAUGAAUGGACAGGCAAAUAUUCAUUCAACAGAAAAAGUCUUCAUGCUAUCGGUAGCACACCUAAUCCUUACGAGCAAGCAAUCUCUAUAAUUGGCCGCACUUUGUCUCCUUUCGAUGAAGAUAAUAUAAUUCCUUGUUUUGGAUUUGGCGAUGCAUCAACACAUGAUCAAGGUGUGUUCCGCUUUUAUCCUGAUGAUCGAUGCUGUGUUGGGUUCGAGGAAGCUCUUGCUCGGUAUAGGGAGAUUGUUCCAUACUUAAGGUUAUCAGGUCCAACCUCGUUUUCCCCAAUAAUUGAUGCGGCAAUUGACAUUGUUGAAAAAAACAAUGGACAAUACCAUGUUCUUGUUAUUAUAGCAGACGGACAGGUUACCAGAAGCCCUGAUACCCCACCUGGAAGAUUCAGUGCCCAAGAACAAGCGACUGUAAAUUCCAUAGUUGCUGCUAGCAAAUAUCCUCUGUCAAUUAUCUUGGUUGGAGUUGGGGACGGACCGUGGGAUGCAAUGCAGCAAUUUGAUGAUAACAUUCCUCAACGAGCAUUUGACAACUUCCAGUUUGUCAACUUCACCAAGAUCAUGUCAGACAACAGGGAUAUAUCACAGAAGGAAGCAGCAUUUGCACUUGCUGCCCUUAUGGAAAUUCCAUAUCAGUACAGAGCCACCCAAAGGCUUCAACUUUCCAGUUAUGAAUCAGAAGGUGGUCCACGUACAAGGCCACUUCCACCUCCACGCGAUGUGAUCAAUCAUGAUAAUGCAGUUAAAUCAAUCCCACCAAUGACAAGCAUUCCGAAAGUCGAGGCAUCAGCUCCCGUGCUGCCAGAAGCUUCUGUGGAGUCGGUGUGCCCCAUUUGCCUGACAAAUCCAAAGGACAUGGCUUUCGGAUGUGGUCAUACGACCUGCAAGGACUGUGGAGUCAGUCUUUCAUCAUGCCCUAUCUGUCGAGAACCCAUAUCAACACGCCUGAGACUCUAUACUUGAGUUGGUCAUUGUUUUCCAAUAUCAAGUGCUUCGUGAUGCACCAAGGGAAUUCUCAGAGCAAAUAUACCAUUGUGUUUUACACAAUUUCAUACGUCAUGAGUCUACAUUUGCUGAUUUCUCCAGUAUAUGGUCGGUGCCGCAUUGAAGUGUAUUUGUACAUAAUUUGGAUUUUUGGUGUAUAUCACGCUACUAGAUGAAAAAAGCCAGUUGCAAUGACCUUUCGUUGAGUAACCAUUUUAUUCAUUUUGUUGUAACCUUUGUUCGCUUGGUUGUAAAGAUUCAGAAACUAGCUUCAAAUAUUAAAUUUUUUUUUUUCAAACAAA
Molecule: messenger RNA, 1745 nt
Organism: Rosa chinensis
Lineage: Eukaryota; Viridiplantae; Streptophyta; Magnoliopsida; Rosales; Rosaceae
Product: E3 ubiquitin-protein ligase RGLG3
Exons: 12
Coding region: 199-1422 (407 amino acids)
Source: RefSeq, a predicted model, not a curated record